CUGUGCAUUGUGGGUAUGGGCUCCUCCCCACGUGUCUCCGUGAAGCCGAGUCAACAUGGUACCGACAGCUCUCAGAUGCCCGGUUUAGACACUACUCCUGCUCAUGUGCGCACUUCUCAGACACGGAUGUGCUAUUUGGAACCGUAGAGUGAAGUGUGCAGGUCGGGUCUCUGAGAUCAGCUGAUCCUGUUACUUCUCCUCUCAAUCAAUCAAUAUGGCCAGCGGGGACGACGACGACCCCAUUAUAGAGGAGAUCGAUGUGUAUCUUGCCAAAAGCCUUUCCGAUAAGCUGUAUCUUUUCCAGUACCCUCUCCGACCAUCCACUAUGACGUACGACGAUGUCAACCACUUAUCGGCGAAGAUCAAACCCAAGCAGCAACGGGUGGAGUUGGAGAUGGCCAUAGACGCGAUGAGUCCAAACUACUGUCGCAGUAAAGGGGAGCAGAUCGCUCUGAAUGUGGACGGGACGGCCUACGACGAAACCAACACGUUUUCAUCGAAAAUGAUGGAUAAACAGUCCUUCACCUCCAUCCAGGCCACCACUAACACCUGCAGAUAUGCUGCUGCUGUGUUUCGGAAAGGCGAACUUCAUAUCACCCCUCUGACGGGAAUCCUCCAGAUGAGACCGAGCUUCUCUUACCUCGACAAGGCCGACACCAAAACCAGAGAGAGGGAAGCGGCCAAUGAGGGUGGAGAUUCCUCCCAGGAUGAAGCGGAGGAGGAUGUGAAGGCCAUCACGGUGAGGUUUUCCCGCCCCGAGUCUGAGCAGGCGCGGCAAAGGCGGCUCCAGUCGUACGAGUUCCUCCAGAAGAAGCAAGCGGAGGAGCCGUGGGUUCACCUGCACUACCACGGGGUCAAGGAUGGGCGCUCGGAGCACGAACGGCAGUACCUGCUCUGCCAGUCGAUGGACGCCGCCGAGAACUCCGAACUGGUCAAAACUCCCAAGGAGUACCUCACCAUGCUGAUGCCGCCUCUUGCAGAGGAAAAACUUGUGAAACCAGUCGGCCCCAGCAACGUGCUCUCCAUGGCUCAACUGCGCACUCUCCCACUGGGAGAGCAAGUGAAGACGCUGUUGAAGAACGUCAAGGUGAUGCCGUUCGCUAACCUGAUGGGCCUGCUCGCCUCCGGCACAGACUCCACCGCCGCGCUGCGCUGCAUCCAGCAGGUGGCGCUGCUGGUUCAGGGCAACUGGGUGGUGAAGAGUGAUGUUCUGUAUCCCAAAAACACCUGCAGCCCUCACAGCGGCGUCCCUGCCGAGGUGCUCUGUCGCGGCCGGGACUUUGUGAUGUGGAGGUUCACCAGGGAGCGCUCUGUGAUGAGGAAGGAGGUUACAGCCAUCAUCAAACUUCCUCCGGAGGAUGUGAAGGAGUUCCUGGAGCACGUGGCCGUUCCUCGAGUGAACCGGGGCUGGGAGUUCCUGCUUCCUACGGAUGCCGAGUUCAUUAAGAAGCACCCGGACAUCGGCCACAGGCAGCAGAUGCUGUGGCUCGGCAUCCAGAGCAAGUUGGAAAAGGUCUUCAACUUCUCCAAAGAAGACUUCGGGCCGAAGGAUUCCCCGCAGCCCGAGCCGGUCCACGUCAGCGGGGAGCAGCGCCUGAAGGCGGCUCACGAGCGCGCCGAAGGGAACAAGUCGUCCCUGCAGAGGCAGCUGGACGGCAGGCGGGCCGGAGGCGCCGUCGACGUGAAGCGGGAGCACGUCAGCGACCGGGAGGACGAGCCCAUGGACGCCUCGUCCUCCGUCCCCAACGGCUCGUCCAACGGUCACCCCGGGGCCGCCGCCGACCACGGCAACGGCGGGAGCGCGUCGUCGCAGGAGCUGCAGGACUUUGUGAUGAAGACUUUCAGGAAGCACUUUGUACUGACGCUCAGCGAGUUCAAGAGGCUGCUGAGCCUCCACGUCGCCUCCAUGCCGGUGGGACGCAGCGUCUUCCCCCCCAUCUCGGACCACAUGCUACAGGACGCCAUACUGCUCUGCCACUGCAAACAGAUAAUGGUGCCUUUUCCUGCUCAGACCACAGCGGCGCCCGAUGAACAGAAGGUGUUUGCGUUGUGGGACACGGGAGCGGAAUUCGACAAGCAUCGCCGGGUGCUGUACGACAUGUUCAACAAGAACUACCGCAUCAGGAGGAACGCGUUGCAGGUCAAACUGUCUCAGGAGCUCGGAGACGUGCCGAAGACGGACGUCAACCGGCUGCUGCAGGAGUGCUGCAUCAGCCACGCCGGGAUGUGGUACCUGAACGGAACGUUACAGUCCUGACACGGAGACCCCGCCCCUCUUCCUCCUUCUCCUCCACCUCUUCCUCGUCAUCGGCAGCCAGUCGAGCCGCUCCCGGGUGUCUAGUGGGAGGACGUCCUGCGAGGGAGGCGGGCGGCGAUUGGGGGACAUAAGAUGUCUGCGGCUGAAGCAGGUCGGACACUGACGCGACGGUGAUGCGGCGCGGAGGAUCGGAACCCCUCACGUCCUCCCACCAAGAGCCGACGCGCCUGAGGGUAGAAUACGAAUGUCCACAAAUAGCAAGAUAUCUAUACGGUUUAUAAGUAGAGUUUGAGAUUUCAUUGGACCUUAUGUUAGUUUUUCUUUAUUAUUAUUAUUAAUGAAAAAUCAGGAUGACAGUCACUAUUUAAAGCAGCGUGGCUCAAAGUCCUUUAAUUUUUCUCCUGAUUUCUAAAUGUUGCCAGAGGAAGCGAGUGUUACUGUAUCAUCAACAGGUCCAACAUGUUCACGCCUUGUGAGGAGAAAAGCCAGUUUUUUAGUAUUAACUCCACCAAAUGAAAGAGUUGAGCUUUGAACGGGACCCGUUGCUUUAAAACCUCUCGAGGCACUUGAGGAAAUAUCUGCGAAUUCACGCGUUGGCAAAAACUGAAACGAAAAGGGAGAAAAAAUAUGCAAAAACAAGCAAAAAGUCCCUGAUGUCGUCAUUAUUAUUAUUAUUAUUAUUGGCCAUCAUAAAUCUGUAAACAUGGCGGAGUCGGAUGUAAACCGUUAUGAGGUGUGAUUCUGGAUGAAUGCAUAAAGUUUGAAAUGGUUUUCCUUCGGGAAGAGACUGAUUUUGAUUAUAGCCAAUAAAAUUGCAAUGUCAAAUUCUU
This is a messenger RNA of Gasterosteus aculeatus aculeatus (three-spined stickleback), 3087 nucleotides long. It is a transcript of the gene polr3e, whose product is annotated as polymerase (RNA) III (DNA directed) polypeptide E. Gene Ontology annotation, biological process: tRNA transcription by RNA polymerase III. The record is from RefSeq and is a predicted model, not a curated record. Gene Ontology annotation, cellular component: nucleus; RNA polymerase III complex. Lineage: Eukaryota; Metazoa; Chordata; Actinopteri; Perciformes; Gasterosteidae.